ACAAAUAUGUCCAACCAAGAUGAAAAGAGAAAGUGGAAUAAGUUUGAAAGGAUUGAUCCUAAGGAUAUUAAAGCUUUUAACGAAAAGGAUGUUUACGGUCCACAAAUAACGGAAAAGGACGGCGCGCUUUUGGAUAAACACGACAGUUUCUACAUCACAACGAAAAGUCUGCUGGUGCUAUUCCAAAUCAUGGGAGUUAUGCCCAUAAUGAGAGUACCAAAACAUGCUCAAACAACAAAGCGAACUACAUUCAAUUUCAUAUCGAAGGCAACCAUAUGGGCGUAUCUGGUAUGGAGCCUAGAAAGCAUCAUUGUAAUAAAAGUGGGCAAAGAGCGAUUCACAAAUUUUCAGCAGAGCUCUAAUAAGCGGUUCGACGAAGUUAUCUAUAACAUUAUAUUUCUGAGUAUCCUCAUCCCACACUUUCUCCUGCCGAUUGCCUCCUGGCGUCAUGGAUCUGAAGUGGCAAUUUUUAAAAAUAUGUGGACACAUUACCAGCUCAAAUACCUCAAAAUAACUGGCACGCCGAUAAUUUUUCCGAACUUAUAUUCUCUGACAUGGGGCCUGUGCAUUUUUUCCUGGGCUCUGAGUUUUGCUGUUAUUCUCUCACAAAACUACCUGCAAGAUGAUUUUGAACUGUGGCACUCAUUUGCUUACUAUCACAUCAUUGCUAUGUUGGAUGGUUUCUGUUCAUUAUGGUAUAUAAACUGCAACGCUUUUGGAACUGCUUCUAAAGGUUUGGCUGAAAAUCUUCACAAAGCACUGGAAGCUGAACAUCCGGCUCUUAAGUUGGCACAGUUCCGGCAUUUAUGGGUUGACCUGUCGCAUAUGAUGCAGCAACUAGGUCGAGCUUAUUCAAAUAUGUACGGUAUUUAUUGCAUGGUCAUCUUUUUCACAACAACCAUUUCUCUAUACGGCGCCCUCUCCGAGAUAUUAGAACAUGGAUUGAGUUAUAAGGAAAUGGGGCUGUUUGUUAUAGUGGGCUAUUGUAUGACGCUGCUUUUCAUCAUUUGCAAUGAAGCUUAUCACGCUACUAGAAAGGUUGGGUUGGAAUUCCAAAUUCGCCUGCUCAACGUAAACCUGGGCGCUAUCGAUCGUAACACACAACGUGAGGUAGAGAUGUUCUUGGUAGCUAUUUCUAAGAACCCGCCAAUCAUGAACCUUGAUGGUUUCACAAAUAUCAACAGGGAAUUGUUUACUGCUAAUAUAUCCUACAUGUCCACUUACUUAAUAGUGUUGAUGCAGUUCAAGUUAACGCUUCUACGACAAGGUGCAAAUAAAUUGAUCAAGACCAUAGUAAGAGCAGUAUUUAACACUACUACUACACUAGCUGAUGUAGAUGAAGAUGAAAUGGAAUAA
This is a messenger RNA of Pararge aegeria (speckled wood butterfly), 1356 nucleotides long. RefSeq names its product gustatory and odorant receptor 22-like (gene Gr21a). The transcript has 9 exons. The record is from RefSeq and is a predicted model, not a curated record. Gene Ontology annotation, cellular component: axon; neuronal cell body; membrane. The coding region runs from base 7 to 1356 and encodes 449 amino acids. Gene Ontology annotation, biological process: sensory perception of taste. NCBI's taxonomy places the organism in Eukaryota, Metazoa, Arthropoda, Insecta, Lepidoptera, Nymphalidae.